Schizosaccharomyces cryophilus OY26 is the source of this 1809-nucleotide messenger RNA. RefSeq names its product SUMO-targeted ubiquitin-protein ligase E3 Slx8. The record is from RefSeq and is a predicted model, not a curated record. The transcript has a single exon. Bases 293 to 1078 code for a protein of 261 amino acids. Lineage: Eukaryota; Fungi; Ascomycota; Schizosaccharomycetes; Schizosaccharomycetales; Schizosaccharomycetaceae.
CUUUGCCUAUACUUAGUAAAAGCAAGUGUUUACAGAGAAAAAAAAAAAACUUUGUUUUGGUUUUCUCUCUCGUUUAAUUCCAUGUAAGAGAAUAAUUAAGGGCCUUUAACAUCUCCUUGUUUCUGGAUUUUAUCCUCGGUUAGCGUGAAAGACGAAGUUCUCCUUGGUUGAAUUCAAAAAGAUUUGUGGGCGCUCUUGAAAAGUUGGCAUUUUUAUAAUUUUAUUUAGGACAGGGGCUCCCAAAAAAGGUGUGUUCUCUUAUUCUAAAAUACCAGCGCGGAAAAGACUGAAAAUGCCUCCUACACCACGAUCUGGAAGUCAAAGAUACGUUCCUUACGAUGUAAGAAUACCUCGGUCGCCUAGGGAGGCAGCUGCAGUUGCUGCAGCUCGUCGUCAAAACCGACGAUCCAGCGAGGUCUCGUAUUCUACUGAAGAAGCACCUCACGAAAGCCCUAGUGAGCAUGGAGAUAUCAGAGGAGUCGCAGACAGAGAUGUCGAUGAAGUAUUUAAUAAUCACGGAUUACAGCAGAACACAUAUCCAGGUUUGUCAGAAGCCUCGUCAGUUCCUCGUUCAGUCCGAAGCUUGGCGCAUAAUGAGAGUUUAGGAUCGCUCGAAAGAAGUAGAAAUGAGUGGUCAGCAGAAUUGGAUAACUUGGAUGAUCUUGAUGUUCUUGAGGAUAUUUCUCCUCUGCAAGAGGUAUCUCAAUGCCGUGAUCCCUCUGGUAAUUCCAUGUCAGCCUAUGACGAUGUUAUUGAUCUAACAGAAGCCGAACAAAAGCUGAGUCAACCAAAACAAAGAAAUAGAAAACAAAAACCGUCAUCAGAAGCUGCACCUGGCAUAGCUUCCGUAAAUAACUCUCAAAGGUUAGCGGAUUACAAAUGUGUGAUUUGCCUUGAUAAUCCUGAAAACUUGUCUGCUACACCGUGUGGUCAUAUAUUCUGCAAUUUUUGUAUCCUAAGUGCAUUAGGAAAUUCUUCUGCGACGCAAAAAUGUCCUGUCUGUCGAAGGAAAGUGCAUCCUAAGAACGUGAUUUGUUUAGAAAUGAUGCUGGGCAGCGAACAAAACAACAAGGAUUAAGUAAUGUUAUGAACAUAAAAUAAAGCAAUAAUAUUAUUAUUAUUAGUUAUGUCUAUUCUUCGUAAAAUCAAUUAUUAGCCUUUCCAGUCAGAGUCCCAAAGAAAAUAUCUACAUUGAAAUGGCUGUUUAUCAUCAUCAGAAACCGCAUUGGAAUUUUCAACGACCUCUCCUAUCGGUCGCGCACACAUCCAAAAUUUUCGUCCAUAAUUUAUGCCUGGCUUUUUUACAGUCAGCAAUUUACAGGGCUCUUUAUGUCCAUCACAUAAUGGAGGCAAUUUUUUCUGAAACAUGCUUUUCCAUGCAGUUACACUUUCCACAUUAGAGGAAUUAGAUACUGUUACUUUCGACUCGAUAUCAUCAACUUCGAUCAUUGGAGGUGCAACCUUCUCUCCCUCAUUUUUAUCCGUCGACUGAGGCUUUUUCAUGAAAAAAGUUGAUAGCUUUGGCUGCUGUGUUCGUCGACGCUUCUCAGGCGGACCAUUUUCAGGUACAGACGAUGGCGUACCGCUGAUUGCAGAUGGUGAGUGAGACGGUGUUUUAGAUGAAUCUUCCAAAUCAAUGUCUGAUUCUGAUUUGGAUUUUUUUAGCUUUUCAAAUUUUUGAAACAUGGAGUGUAUGUUUUUUGACGGUCGAUAUGCUGAAUGAUGACAUGCCGAUAGAGAAGGGGGAUCUUUUGCAUGACUUAGUAAUUCAUACAACGGCACAUUGUCGAGAGAAUCUCGAAAGUCUAU